GGCAAAAAGGAAAAGAAACUCUGAAGUGAAAAAAGUAAGGAUUACGUAAUGUAAGUGGUUGUACAAGAGCGAAAUAACGACGGGCGCGAGCACCUGCACGGAGCUGACAACAAUAACAAAAAACAGUAACAUCAACAGUAGGAGUCACAAGUUUCUGACGUAGGGAUUUUGUAUUAGUAUAGAGAAACGUCAGGGUGACGCGACGGUGACGUGAAGUAACGUGCUGGGGCGUUAUCAGGGUGGCGCGACAUCCUUGCAGCUCGCAUAGUUAGUAACGGUGAUUUAAGGUCGGUCGGUACGAUGAAGGAACACGAAAGCGGCCUAAGAGACCAACAUUGGCUCUUUUGUUCAACAGUUUCAAGUAUGGUGCUUCUGACAAUGCUAACUCUUGGUCUCGGGACGCUUAUUGGAGCGAGGAUUACCAAUCAAGAGAUAGUGACAAUGAGUGAGGCACAAGCAGUGGCUGGAAAUAUUGCGCAACUACCAUGCGAUGUAGAACCUCCAGUACCUAGUGAUAAAGUGCAUCUCGUCAUCUGGUACAAAGAACCAACUGACUCACCUAUUUAUAGUUUCGACUCUCGACGGAUAUCAGCUUUAGAACACGGUAGCCACUGGCAAGAUCCCAGUUUAGGAGGUCGGGCCUUCUUCAAGCAUGCUGACACUCCAGCAAAGUUGAACCUUGAGUCCGUGAAGGAGAUGGAUGCUGGACUUUAUAGAUGUCGAGUGGACUUCAAGCAAUCACCAACUAGGAACAGCAAAGUCAAUUUGACUGUCAUUAUACCGCCGGAACAGCUCAGCAUUUUGGAUGAGGACGGUGAAUCGCACAUACCCUAUUAUGUGCUUGGCCCGUAUAGCGAAGGGGCUUCGCUGAACAUCACCUGCGUCGCUGCAGGAGGACGUCCACAGCCUCGGGUAACUUGGUGGCAAGAGAAUGCUUUACUUGACGACAGUUACGAAGUAGUCGGCAUUAGGAAAGUGAGAAAUGUCCUUCGACUGGAAAAACUCGAACGCAAGCAUCUGCAUACGAUAUUGACUUGUCAGGCCUCAAAUAACAAUAUAGUUGCACCAAUAUCCAGCUCUGUAUCUCUCGACAUGAACUUGAGGCCGUUGUGGGUACGACUUCAAGGGGAGAAUCGCCCAUUGAGCGCAGAAACGACUUACGAAAUAGGAUGCGAGAUCGUCGGAGCCAAGCCGACGCCAACGAUAGAAUGGACGAAAGGAGGGGUUGCUCUUCGAAAUGUUCGCCAGACGAUUAGCCCAGAUGGCAAUACGACAACAAGUAUCCUCACCUUUGUUCCAAGUAUUGAAGACGCUGGCAAGUUUCUUUCCUGCCGUGGCAGUAUCCCUGUAAUCCCAGAUUCUGAAAUGGAGGACGGAUGGAAGCUGGAUAUACAUCACGAACCGGUAAUCACGUUAGAGCUUGGCAGUAACUUGAAUGCGAGUGCUAUUCGUGAGGGCCUCGACGUCUACUUCGAGUGCAACAUUAAAUCGAAUCCCUGGGUCUACAAAGUCUCUUGGAAACACAAUGGAAAUCCGCUGUAUCACAGCGUAGCCAGUGGCACGAUAGUCAGCAAUCAGAGUCUCGUGCUGCAAAACGUGUCGCGAAACAGAGCCGGCACUUACACUUGCAUUGGCAGCAAUCAAGAGGGCGACGGAGAGAGCAAUCAACUGAAUUUGGACAUAAAAUUCACGCCUGUUUGUCGGCCCGGUCAGACGAAAGUAUUUGGAGUCGCGCGACAGGAAAAUAUCAGGAUACCCUGUGAACUCGAAGCAAAUCCUCGUAAUGUUGUUUUUACCUGGAAAUUUAACAAUACCAUGGAAACUAUGGACAUAUUCAAUGAGCACAUAAGUAGUGAAAACACCCACUCAGUCGUUUCAUAUACGCCUACAACUGAACUGGAUUAUGGUACUUUACUCUGUUUGGGUGCGAACGAGCUAGGAAGUCAAACUGAACCGUGUAUCUUCCACAUUGUACCAGCUGGUCGACCAGAUGCACCAUAUAACUGCACCAUUCAAAAUACAACGACGGAUACAUUGCGAACUGAAUGCUUCGAAAGUUUUGACGGCGGUCUGCCCCAGAAGUUCACGCUACUGGUGGAGCUCGUAUCGAGCCCAAGCUCCUCCAAGUCCAUAGGUGCACUCGUCUACAACCUGACAAGUAAAUCGCCGAGUUUUGGUGUCAGCAUCUUGGAGCCUGGUUCCACCUAUUUGCUUACUAUCUAUUCAAGUAAUGCCAAAGGACGCAGUGAGUCUGUCAAUCUACGCGCUACAACGCUCAAUUUACCCGAACGUCGAAUCGGUGAAAAGCCAACGCGGCCUCCAUCACCAGAGAACUGCACAAUUAUGGAAGAAAGCCGGACGACUGUACGAGUAAGUUGCGCCGAGAGUGGUUACGUUGAUCCUGUGUACGUGCUUCAAGUAUUCGAUGCGGAGACGCGUCGACUCCUAGCGUCGGCCUCAAGCAUGACACCUUCAAUACUGGAAGUGACAGAUUUACCUGCGGAACGUAGCCAAUCGGGCCUCGUGCUUUUUCUUCGAGUUGUGGCCGACGAUGCAACGAGCGAUGCCACGGUCCUACAUAGUCAGCAUCUGCUACGCGAUGGCAAGAAUCCGGAACAUCAAAUCUUCCCAGCUCUAUCUCCGGUAAUUCUGUCGCUGUCGGGCCCACUACUAGGUGUUGUAGUGGGUGCAGCUGUUGGACUUUUGAUCGUCAUCUUUCUUAUCGUACUGGCCCUUAAAUUGCGCUACAGACGCCGAUCUCCAGAUAACAAGGAUUCCCAGCAUGAUGAUGGCGGUAUGGCAACACUAACACCGCCCAAUGAUAAGUCUAGCUCCCUCCCACUCAGUAGUGACAGUGUCGAGAGUUUCGAGAAGGAUCCGGAUAUUAUACCCCAUGCGACAGAUAAUUCCUACUCCGAAUUAUGUAAAGGAACAUCAUUACGAUACUUAUUACAACAGCAACAACAGCAGCACUCAACUCCUCACAUUGGACCAGGAUCACUCAAUUCGUUGAAUAAUGCGCCGAAAAUGCAGUAUGCUGACCUUACUUUAAGGAUUAAUCGCCGGGUACCACCUAAUUGCUACCAACCUGUGCCCGUUUCGAACGUCCAGCGUCCUCAGCUACUCCCGAUGUCAACACUUCCGCGGAGGCAACCCUCUUCUUCAGCGGGCAUUAACGAGCCAAUCAUUUACGCGGAAGUCGCACCUGGACAUUCGGCUAAAUCAAUCUACAUACCGCCACCGCACCAAUACAUGACAAACAGUCGCUUGGCGGAUGACACGACAGUCGAGACGCCUCUCAUCCGCUGCGACAAUAAGAUUACGACAAUUACCGAAGCGGCAAACACCUGGCGUGGAGAUCUUUCAAAUUCACCAACAACGAAUACUUCGUCGACAUGACUUUGUGACGACGCCAAGUGCGUCAUUUCAUCCGAAACGAUGAACAGUAGUGAUCUUUAAAAGUUUUAUAUGGUCGUGCUGUCAUUCCAUGCGAAUCAUUCGUGUAAUAUAAAUAUACAUUUCGCGAUAUAAGUGUCGAGAGUUAAUGCUGAUAAGCACGAUAAAACGUUUAUUACUAGGUAAUAUAUUGUUAAUGAAAAUUAAAAAUUUGGAAUAUACAGUCGUGAGUAUAGUGUGUAUGCGAUUAUGAGUGUAUUGUACAAAGAUUUAUUUAUUACAGCCAUUGAAUG
This is a messenger RNA of Ceratosolen solmsi marchali, 3689 nucleotides long. Its product is annotated as protein turtle homolog A. NCBI's taxonomy places the organism in Eukaryota, Metazoa, Arthropoda, Insecta, Hymenoptera, Agaonidae. The coding region runs from base 301 to 3399 and encodes 1032 amino acids. The transcript has 16 exons. Gene Ontology annotation, molecular function: protein binding. The record is from RefSeq and is a predicted model, not a curated record.